Messenger RNA from Bacillus rossius redtenbacheri, 1448 nucleotides. RefSeq names its product aurora kinase C-like. Gene Ontology annotation, molecular function: ATP binding; protein kinase activity. Gene Ontology annotation, cellular component: spindle midzone; spindle pole centrosome; chromosome passenger complex. Lineage: Eukaryota; Metazoa; Arthropoda; Insecta; Phasmatodea; Bacillidae. Gene Ontology annotation, biological process: protein phosphorylation; mitotic spindle organization; regulation of cytokinesis. The record is from RefSeq and is a predicted model, not a curated record. The transcript has 7 exons. The coding region runs from base 378 to 1334 and encodes 318 amino acids.
UUAAUGACCAAUUUCAGUUUUUAAAUUUUUUUCCCCCAAAAAUGCAAUGAAUAUAAAAUACACAGUCAAAAAUAGCUACUGGAAUUACAAAACUUUUUGGUAUAUUUAUUUGGUUGUAAUUAAUAAGAAUAAUGUUUGAUGCAUUAACUUUCAUUAUUUUGUUCGUGAUAUAAGCUUAUCGCAUAAUUCUUUACAUAAUUCCCUUUGGGGAAACUUUAGUUUGUGGAAGAGAAUUUUGGUGAACAUGGCUACGCGAUGAAUAUUCGCGCUUUUUUAGAGGGGUUUUUAAAAAUAUUUACGUUACGAUUGGUGUGAUGGUUCUAUCGUUCAGUUGUGUAUUGGAAUAUUUAUUUUGGUAGUUCCUUGUAGCAUUCACGAUGCCUCUGCAGCCGAGACCCACUCGUAACCCGGAGGAAGUGCCGGAAGAAUGUAGACAGCACUACCUUGACUUGUGCCGGGGAAUAGAGAGGUCCAUGGAGCUACGUAAAGGAAGGAAGCUGACGAUCGACGAUUUUGAAAUAGGUUUCCCGCUGGGGCGCGGUAAGUUCGGGAGGGUGUACCUGGCCAGAGACAAGAUCUCCCACUACGUGGUCGCGCUGAAGAUACUGUUCAAGAAGGAGCUGCGAGACUGCAAGAUGGCUGUGCUGGUGGCCCGUGAGAUCGAGAUACAGGCGCAUCUGCACCACCCUCGGAUACUGGAGCUGCUGACGUACUUCCACGACGCAGAGAAGAUCUACCUGGUGCUGGAGUACGCUCCUGGCGGGGAGCUGUACAAGUUCAUGAACAAGAUGCCCAGCGUCCAGUUGCCGCAGGAGCUGGCUGCCAAGUUUGUGCACCAAGUGGCCUCGGCCCUGCAGUACUGCCACCAGAACAAUGUCAUGCACAGGGACAUCAAACCGGAGAACCUGCUUCUGGACAUCCAAGGAAACAUCAAGGUCUCUGACUUUGGCUGGUCCUGCCAUUCCGAGUCCAACAGGCGGAACACGAUGUGCGGCACCCUGGACUACCUGCCCCCCGAGAUGGUGGAGUCGAAGCAGUACAGCUACUUCGUGGACAACUGGUGCCUCGGGGUGCUGCUGUACGAGUUCCUGGUGGGCAAGCCCCCGUUCGAGUCGGAGAACGACAAGAUCACGUAUAAGCGCAUCAGCAACGUGGACAUCAGGUGGCCCCCGCACAUCCCCCCCGGGGCCAAGGACCUCAUAUCCAAGCUGCUGGUUCACACUCCGAGCAAGCGACUCUCGCUGGAGGACGUGAUGAGACACCCGUGGGUCGUGCAAAACAAGGACAAAGCGUAUUACUGCUUAAAGAGUCAAAAAGUUAUUUUCAGCAAGUGAAUUCUCAUGGUGGCACCUUGAAAAGCAGUGUCACACUUUUAAAGACGUGUGUGUGUGUUUUUAAUUAUUUUUUUAAAAGUGUGUGAGCAAAGUAAAGUUUUAAUUUCCUAGCAA